Varanus komodoensis (Komodo dragon) is the source of this 921-nucleotide messenger RNA. It is a transcript of the gene CUNH11orf42, whose product is annotated as chromosome unknown C11orf42 homolog. NCBI's taxonomy places the organism in Eukaryota, Metazoa, Chordata, Lepidosauria, Squamata, Varanidae. The record is from RefSeq and is a predicted model, not a curated record. The coding region runs from base 1 to 921 and encodes 306 amino acids. The transcript is spliced from 3 exons.
AUGGAGGGCGGCGGCUGCGGCGGCAGGACCCAGGCCUUGGAGAUCGGGGAGGCAGAUGCCAACUGGGAGCUGAUCCGGGACAAGGUCAUCGAGGAGCGCUUUGGGCCGGCGGUGGUGCCGGUGCCCUUCCUGGCGGACGCUGCCUCCUACGACCUGCUGACGGUGCUGGUCAAGAAGCUGCAGCUGGGGCACGGCCUCUUGCGCCGGCCGCGCUGCCUGGUGCCCGCAGGGCCGCUGGAGAGCCUGCUGCAGGCGGGCGCGGGCACGCAGGAGCUGAGCCACGGCACGCGCGAGUACAGCGCCCGCGAGAGGGGCGAGUCGCGCUACGAGGAGACGCGGCUGGUGGGGGGCGCGCUGCGCCACAUCCGCCUCUCCAUGGCCGGCGUGCACAAGAGGGUGGCCUUCCUGGCGCUGCGCCCCGGCGCCGUGGCCCUGCGCGCCGACCUGCCCUGGCUGCGCGCCCAGCGCAGCAUCUACGUGAUCCACGAGGUCUUCUACUGCGGCGGCCUGGCCCUGGCCGUCACGCAGGGCGCCGAGCAGCGCCGCUUCCUCCGCGAGCAGCCGCUCCCCGUGGCCUUCUGCUGCCUCAAGAUCGCCGUCGGCGGCAAGGGCGUGCUGGGCUCGCAGAAGCCCGGCGGGCGCGGCCUGCCCGCCCGGGCCGCCUGGCUGAGGACGGCGGUGCUGGAGCGCCCCCCCGCCGCCGCGCCCCCGGGCCCGGCCCUGCGCAGGGAGAGCCCGGAAGGGCGCCGGCGGUGGAGGCCCCUGGGGGGGCCCCCGCGGGCGCUGGCAGGGAAAUGGCUGUUCCAGAGGCACCGGCCCGUGCGAGGCCCCUCCAGCACCAGCCUGGCUGACCCGGAGAGGCACUCCAUGUCCCUGCCCCUCCUGCAGAGCAACGUGGCCGACAGCGACACGGAGGAGUGA